Molecule: messenger RNA, 1042 nt
Organism: Solenopsis invicta (red fire ant)
Lineage: Eukaryota; Metazoa; Arthropoda; Insecta; Hymenoptera; Formicidae
Product: transcription factor Adf-1
Exons: 5
Coding region: 16-459 (147 amino acids)
Biological process (GO): regulation of transcription by RNA polymerase II
Cellular component (GO): transcription regulator complex; nucleus
Molecular function (GO): DNA binding
Source: RefSeq, a predicted model, not a curated record
ACGUCGUACGAAGCAAUGGCAUUAUACGAAAAUACAUCUGUUGAAUACAAUUCUGAAGAUUUUAAUGAACUCAUAAUUCAUUACAUUAGAAGCCGCCCACAAUUAUGGGACUUAAAAAAUAAACAAUAUAAAGACAACGUGGUAAAAAAAAAAUUAUGGUGUGAACUGGCUCAAGAACUUAAUGUUAGUGAGGAUUUAGUGAGAAAUCGAUGGAGGAAUAUUCGAGAUCGGUACAUGAAGGAGAAAAAGAAAUUACAAACAAAAAGUGGACAAGCAGCUGUUCAGUAUUCUGUAUGGUCACUUAUGCCAAGUUUAAGUUUUUUGUCAGAUACAGUGGAACCUCGCAAAACUGUGACAAAUUACGAAAAUUUCGGCAUUGAACAUCCUGUAUCUAUUGAUGCGUUGUCACCAGCAUCAUCGGAAACAUUUGUAGAUAUACAUAGUGCAUAUGAUACAUAAGAACAAGAACACAAUAUGGGGGAUACCAAUAUAAGACAGACAAAUCAAACAGAAUUUUGUUCACCACAUCAGUUCAGGUCAUUGCCUCGUCCUAACAGUGCCUCGUCUCGUUCUAAUAGCAUCUCGCCUUAUCCAAGCAGUGCCUCGCCUCGUCCUAACAGUGUCUCGCCUCGUCCUACUGAUGCCUUUCCUAAUUCUACAGGAGCUCCAUUUAUUCGUACUUCGAACAUUUCACGUCCUGAGAGCAUUUCACCUCGUCCCUCGAGUGCACCAUAUCUUCGAGAUAGCGUCUCGCCCUGUUCUCAGAGAUCUGAUACAGUGGGCAGCUAUUCUCAACAAAAUUACGCGCAACAUGCAAAACGAGCAAAAAAGCAAUUGCCUGAAACGCGUACAGAUGCGGUCGAUCAGGCAAUUUUAAACUUGGUGGAAAAACGAAAUUCAACCGACACCAUGAAUUCAGACGAUCUCUUUUAUUUGUCUAUAUCACGAGAUUCACAGCAACUAAACGUAAAUGCGAAAUUACGUUUAAAGGCACUAGUAUUACAAGCGCUUUCUCAAAUUGUAACAGAGGAACAAAAUAAAA